UUGGCCGUUUUUUGUUUAUCGCGCUGCGGACCGCUUCGCGUUUCGCGUUGCCUUGAGGCAAUUUUUUUAAUCCCUGCUUCUCAGAAAAUUCGAGUUGCAGUUGCCGUGCCUAAACAUAUUCAGUGAUUCCGCGAAAAACCCUAUGUAAAACUAAGAAAAGUGCAGCGAAAAUUCGCAAAAAUCAAACGCAAGCGGUGCAAAAUAAGUGCAAUAAAUGUGCUAAAAAUAAUGAAGAGUAAUGAGGUACUGCUAUAUCGAGAUUGUGCCAUCUGCAGCCUGAGUUGGUCAUGAUUGGGGGCAGAAGAUGCAGCGAGGCCGCCCGGCGGUUACGCCAGCGUCCGGACACGCUGGAACUGGCCGUUCUGGGUGGCCAUCCUGCGGAUUCUGAACAGCAGGAGGAGGAUGAACCAACAACGGGACACGGAAAUGAAGAAGGAUCUGCAAAUAUCGCCAAGGAAACUUCGAGUCCGGCAAACGGUAGAAGAACGCGCUGGUUUCAGUUCGCCAGGAGCUCAAAAAAUCGCAGGAAACGACUGCACUGCGAUGAAGAUGAGGAGGCCGAAGAGCCGGGCAGAAGGAACUCAGCUCAGGAUGACAGUCGGAAGGCGUGUCUCGCCCAGCCGGAGGGAAUGAACAUUGGCAGCUCCACACAAACCAUUGCCACGCCUUUGAUGAUCAAUGAUAGCUUCUACAGCUUGGCUCCUGGAGCCGAAAACCAAUCAGCAAACAGAUCCGAUGACCAGGAGCAGUACAAGCAGAGGGAUCCUUCGGUGGCCUCGGAGUCCAAAUCUUCUACCAAUUUGAGGCGCAUGUCCCAGUUAAGAAGGCGCCGCAGCUCGUACUACUUUUCGGAAAACGAACGCAGAAUCCGCGCCAACGACAAAGAGUUUAAUGCCCAGUUCAAGUAUCACAACAAUUACAUCAAGACCUCCAAGUAUUCGCUGUUUACGUUCCUGCCUUUCAAUCUUCUGGAGCAAUUCCAGCGGCUGGCCAACUUUUAUUUCCUGUGUCUGUUGGUCCUUCAGCUGAUACCCGCGAUAUCCUCGCUGACCCCCGUGACCACAGCCAUUCCCCUGAUAGGAGUACUCACUCUGACUGCCGUGAAGGAUGCCUACGAUGAUAUACAACGUCAUCUGUCCGACUCGCAGGUGAACAAUCGCAAGUCGAAAACACUGCGCAAUGGCAAGUUGGUGGAGGCCAAGUGGUCGGAGGUGCAGGUGGGCGAUGUGAUCCGGCUGGACAACAAUCAGUUCGUGGCAGCCGACACCCUGCUGCUGUCCACAUCCGAGCCAAAUGGUCUCUGUUUCAUCGAGACCGCGGAACUGGAUGGUGAGACGAACCUAAAGGCGAAACAAUGCCUUACGGAGACCAUCGAGCUGGGCGAUCGCCAUGAUUCGCUGUGGAACUUCAACGGGGAGAUCAUCUGCGAGAGGCCCAACAACCUGCUGAAUAAAUUCGAUGGCACCUUGAUCUGGCGGGGACAGAGGUUCGCUUUGGACAACGAGAAGAUCCUGUUGAGGGGAUGUGUUCUACGGAACACGCAGUGGUGCUAUGGUGUGGUGGUCUUCGCCGGAGUGGACACCAAGUUGAUGCAGAAUUCCGGAAAGACGCAGUUCAAAAGCACAGGUGUUGAUCGCCUGCUCAACUUUAUUAUCAUUGGGAUCGUGCUCUUUCUGGUGUCGAUUUGCGCCCUUUUUGCGAUCGGCUGUGCCGUGUGGGAGGGUUUCAUUGGGCAGCAUUUCCAGCUGUAUCUGCCCUGGGAGAACAUCAUACCCAAGGAGUACAUACCCACGGGGGCCACCGUCAUCGGGUUGCUGGUGUUCUUCUCGUAUGCCAUAGUCUUAAACACAGUUGUGCCAAUCUCACUCUACGUUUCAGUAGAGGUAAUACGCUUUGUGCAGUCGUUCCUCAUCAACUGGGAUGAGGAGAUGUACUAUGCGACCACCAAUACCUAUGCCAAAGCCCGCACCACGACGCUCAACGAGGAGCUGGGCCAGAUCCAGUACAUCUUCUCGGACAAGACGGGCACCCUCACCCAGAACAUCAUGACGUUCAACAAGUGCAGCAUCAACGGACGCAGCUACGGCGAUGUGAUUGACCUGCGGACGGGGGAGCUAAUCGAGAUAACGGAGCAGCAAACAAUUUUCCAAAAUAGCAACACCAACAACCGACCCAGUCCCGCAGGUGGAGCCUCGAUAGCGCCACCUGCAGCAGCACCACCCCCCAUCAUCCUAGUGCACAAGGCGGAGGUGCACGCCAAGAAGAGCUCCCUGGUGGUCACCGCCACGGGGGAGGCGCAAGUGGCCAGCACUCCCGUGUCCCCGCGAUCGGAACUCGAGCAUCCUGCCUCGGCGACAGAAUCCGUUGAAAGGCAGCACAAAGGACUGAAGCAGGUGCGAUACUCGGCACCCAGCAGGAGCCAGGACGAUGAACCGGGUGGCCUGUCACCGCAGUCCCGUUUGAGUGGUGGAGGCGGCCUGAGUCCACCCAUCAUCAACGAGGAGCGAAGGAGCAGCGGCGGCUUCAAGCGCAGCGGAGCGGGAUUUGUGCAGCGACAAUUGUCCCGCACAAGCAGCUGCGACAAAGUAAAGAUUUUGCAUGACAAUGAACAGACAGAAACAGAAACAGAAACACACAACUCGCACCAUCCAAAGCACCAACGCAAGCGAUUAGUCAAGAUCCGGUUCAAGAAAUCCCCAUCGACAGUCACGCUGGGCGUUCCCUACUGCCACCAACUCGAGUCCCAACACGAUGGGGCGCCACAGUCCACCUUGCACCUCAGCGAACCGAGCACCACUAAGCACCACCACAAAGCAUUCGCCACCAAUUGGAGUUCGUCGCCUCACAGAGUGCACGCUCUCCAAAGUGUUGACUUUUCGGCCAAUCCUCACCACGAAAGGGAAUUCCGGUGGUACGAUCGCACGUUGCUGGAUGCUGUCCGUUCGGAUGAGGAGCACUCCCACGUGUUUUUCCGACUCUUAGCCCUUUGUCACACGGUCAUGGCCGAAACGGUGGACGGGAAGUUGGAGUAUCAGGCCCAAAGUCCCGAUGAAGCCGCUCUCGUUUCGGCCGCUCGCAAUUUCGGCUUUGUCUUUCGCACACGAACACCGAAUAGUAUUACCAUCGAGGUUAUGGGUCAGAUGGAGGAAUAUGAACUCCUGAAUAUCCUUGACUUUAACAACGUCCGCAAGCGGAUGUCUGUGAUCCUCCGGCGCGGAGACUCAGUGGUGCUCUACUGCAAAGGAGCGGACAAUGUGAUAUACGAUCGUCUGCAUGGCGGACAGGAAGAUCUUAAGGCGCGCACGCAGGACCACCUCAAUAAAUUCGCCGGCGAAGGCCUGCGAACUUUAGCUUUAGCCGAAAGGCGCUUAACCGAGCAGUACUACAACGACUGGAGAUCCAGGCAACAGGAGGCCGCCCUUUCGAUGGAUUCCCGGGAACAAAAGCUGAACGAGAUCUACGAGGAAAUCGAAAGCGAUAUGCAGCUGGUUGGAGUAACGGCCAUCGAAGAUAAACUGCAGGACGGUGUGCCCAAGUCGAUUGCCAAUUUGCAAAAUGCAGGCAUUAAAAUCUGGGUUCUCACGGGUGACAAGCAGGAAACUGCUAUUAACAUCGGUUACUCCUGUCAACUGCUUACUGAUGAGCUGGCUGAUGUCUUUAUAGUAGAUGGGAACUCGGUGGAAGAGGUUGAAAAACAGUUAAGACAGUUUAAGGAGUCCAUUAAAAUAUACAACAGAUUUCGACCAGGAGGCAUGGAUCCUUUUGACCGAAUGAAUAGUGACAGUAACAUGGAUCCGAUGAGUGUGACAAUGACACAAACGUCGGCUUUUAUGCAGGAAACGAAUCUCCCGCCCACUCCGCCUCCACCGCCUGCCAUUUCGGUGGUUACCUUUAGGUGGGAUGACAAAAUUAAGGAUAAUAAGGGCGGACCGGACAGUGCUGAAUGCAAUGAUUUGUUCGGCGAUGAAAAGAGGAGCGAAGAUGGAGGCACUGCAUCCAUUGUGAUAGAUGAAAACACCGGUUUUGCCUUGGUUGUCAAUGGUCACUCCUUGGUGCACUGCCUGUCGCCGGAAUUGGAAAACAAAUUUCUGGACAUAGCCUCGCAGUGCAAGGCGGUCAUUUGUUGCCGGGUAACACCACUUCAAAAGGCGCUGGUCGUCGAGCUAAUUAAGCGUGCCAAAAACGCAGUCACCCUGGCCAUUGGUGAUGGAGCCAAUGAUGUGUCCAUGAUUAAAGCUGCCCACAUAGGAGUUGGUAUCUCUGGCCAAGAAGGUUUACAGGCCGUUCUAUCCAGUGACUACUCCAUUGCCCAAUUUCGAUACCUUGAGCGAUUAUUGCUGGUUCAUGGUCGCUGGUCCUACUACCGCAUGUGCAAAUUUCUACGAUACUUUUUCUACAAGAACUUUGCAUUUACCCUGUGCCAUUGCUGGUAUUCGCUCUUUUGCGGCUUCAGCGCUCAGACGGUGUUCGACCCGAUGUUCAUAUCGGUUUACAAUCUGUUCUACACAUCCUUGCCCGUUUUGGCGUUGGGCGUCUUUGAACAGGAUGUCUCGGACAAGAACAGCUUGGAGUUCCCACGCCUCUACACUCCGGGUCUCAAAAGCGAGCUGUUCAACAUACGCGAGUUCAUCUACAGCGUGUUGCACGGUGCCUUCACUUCGCUGGUUUUGUUCCUGAUUCCUUACGGCGUUUACAAGGACGGCGUUUCGGCGAACGGAUUCAUUGUUAGUGACCAUAUGACUUUGGGGGCAGUUGUGGCCACCAUUCUCAUAGUGGACAAUACAGCACAGAUAUCUCUGUACACCUCCUAUUGGACCGUUGUCAAUCAUGUGACUAUUUGGGGUAGCUUGAUUUGGUACUUUGUACUGGACUAUUUCUACAAUUAUGUGAUUGGAGGCCCUUAUGUGGGUUCCUUGACGCAGGCUAUGAAGGAUCUCACUUUUUGGGUCACCAUGUUGAUCACUGUGAUGGCUCUAGUAGCGCCUGUCUUGGCCUAUAAGUUCUACCUGUUGGAUGUUUAUCCGAGCCUUUCGGAUAAGAUCCGUCAAAAGUCCUUGAAGAAGAUUCAUUCGAGAGCCUCCAGCGAUGUAAGGCGUACAGCUUCAUCUCGUCGCGGACGUCGUUCAGUACGAUCAGGUUAUGCCUUUGCCCAUCAGGAGGGCUUUGGCCGCCUGAUCACGUCCGGCAAGAUAAUGCACAAGCUGCCGCAGGACUUUGCCUUUCCCUUGGGUUUGGGCACCAAGAAGACACAGGCGCUACACAACAACUUAAAUUCGGCAGAUGGACCAGCCUCAAAGACCAACAACGUGUCCGGCCAGCAUAUGGCCAACAACAACACAAAUCUGCGACAGAACCAAAACCAAAAUCACUCGUCGAUGGCGGAUAUAACUGCUGAUGGACGGAUGAUGGGGGGAGAAAAUGGGAGGGGCAGCGGCGGCACGGACGACAUGAGUCCUCGUGCUCCCUGUCAGGACCUCGAUACGAUUAAUCUCUAAGCUUUAGAUGCAGGUGCUGGAUCGGUAGCGGGUUCCACAACAAACACCAAAAAACUUUUUAUGAAUUUAAGUCAGCAAAAGUAGGGAUAAGUUUAAAGUUUUAGUCAGAAAUCAGUGGUAGAUUUUUAGUAAGGGUGUGAAUGAUUUAGUUAUUUGUGAAUGUGAGUCAGAUUAAUAGAAAAAGUAUUACUAUGAAUGUUUAUAGGUAUAAUCUCAGUUUUUUCCCAUUGAAAAUAGUUUCUUUGUGUAAAUGUUUAAUUUUGUCAGUUAUUUAUUUUUUACAGGUAUUCAAAAAACCAUCAUCCAAAGACAUUAUUUAUCCCUUAUAGUUUGCAUGAAUAACUUUUACAUAAACCCAAUAUAACGUUGCCUACAAUUCCCAAUUAAGUGUCCCUUAACAAUCAAGUCCUUUCCUUUCCUGUGACAAUCUAAAAAUGUUUUACCCUUACUCCCAAUAGCCUCAAGGAAGCACAAAAAUCUCCUAUUUCACGUAUUUAUAUCAUCGUUGACUGCAUUUAUGAGAGUGACCCCCAUAAUGAUUGAAUGAAAUUUAGGGCUUUAAGAUGUAGUGUAAUGUUAGGUUUUAACUAUCUUUGGGAAACUGAAAGUGUACUUAAUUGCUUAAAGAUGUGCUGUGUGCUUAGCCAAUAUAUAAUAUAUAGGCGGUGUUAGCCACCGCCCAGAGUAGCUUAUUUACCUUUAGCUGAAACCAAUCUCGUCUCAAAGUCCAAUGCGUUAUUCUAUAUACUCCCCCAAGAAAGACACAACCACACAUAGAAAAGUCCACACGUCUGUGUUCCUAAUUAGAGUUAUAGAAACAAAGCCUGCAAAUGCCUUAGAGAGUCCCUAGGGUUAAGUCCUUUUAGCAGUAUCGGGUUUUCUAGUUAGGACUCCCAAAACAUUUUGGUUGUUACACAUGGGCAUUCGAAUAAGCGGGCUGUGGGUUUGAACAGCAACAAAGGUCUAAAGUGAUUUAUUAUUAGCGUGCAGUGUUUAAGAAAAGUACUUAAACGUGGCUUUUUAUAUAAAAAACGGGAAAUACUUCUAAAUAGAUAAACCAGAAUGAUUCGGAUACAUAUUUUUGCAUGACAAGAAAUCUAAGUUUUGCAAAUUGUUGGAAUUAAUCUUAAGUUUAAUGUGCAAAUUGUUGCUAUACAAGACGAGAAAGAAUACUAAUAAACCAAAUAAAGAGAA
This is a messenger RNA of Drosophila ficusphila, 6689 nucleotides long. It is a transcript of the gene ATP8B, whose product is annotated as phospholipid-transporting ATPase ID. Gene Ontology annotation, molecular function: magnesium ion binding; ATPase-coupled intramembrane lipid carrier activity; ATP binding. The record is from RefSeq and is a predicted model, not a curated record. The transcript has 20 exons. Gene Ontology annotation, biological process: Golgi organization; phospholipid translocation. The coding region runs from base 288 to 5495 and encodes 1735 amino acids. Gene Ontology annotation, cellular component: plasma membrane. NCBI's taxonomy places the organism in Eukaryota, Metazoa, Arthropoda, Insecta, Diptera, Drosophilidae.